Messenger RNA from Puma concolor (puma), 537 nucleotides. Lineage: Eukaryota; Metazoa; Chordata; Mammalia; Carnivora; Felidae. The record is from RefSeq and is a predicted model, not a curated record.
AUGGAAAGAAAUAAUGAGAGCUCUGGAAACUUCAUUCUGCUUGGGUUCUCUGACCAGCCAAAGCUGGGGAUGGUCUUGUUUUUCACUAACAUGGUGUUUUACUUUCUGGCUAUCACGGGCAACUCGUCCAUCAUCUUCCUGUCCCUGGUGGACCCUCGACUGCACACACCUAUGUACUUCUUCCUCUGCAACCUGUCCCUCCUGGAUCUCUGUUACACCUCUAGCAGCAUUCCUCAGAUGCUGGUCAACCUCUGGGGCCCACAAAAGGCCAUCAUUUGUAUUGGUUGUGUCAUACAACUCUUUGUGUUCCUGUCUGUGGGUGGCAUUGAAUGCAUUCUUCUUUCUGUCAUGGCCUAUGACUGCUUUCCUGGGAAUGGGGCAAGCCAGGACCAGGGCAAGUUCCUAACCCUCUUCUACUGUCUGGUGACCCCCACUCUGAAUCCUUUCGUCUACACACUGAGAAACAAAGAUGUGAAGGGAGCCAUGUGGAAGGUUCUUGGGAAAGACCACAGCCUGUCGGAUGCAAGAGGGCACUGA